Molecule: messenger RNA, 297 nt
Organism: Symbiodinium necroappetens
Lineage: Eukaryota; Dinophyceae; Suessiales; Symbiodiniaceae
Source: the annotation of a GenBank genome assembly
GCUGUCCAUGGGGACUUUGUCGGGGCCCAGGAGCAACGGCAGCGGCAGCAGGACCGCGCCGAGAGCUGGGUCCGACGGAAUGCGCAGCACUGCCCUGGCUGUCGGGCCAUCGUCCAGCGCAACGGGGGAUGCAACCACAUGGUUUGUCGCUGUGGAACUCACUUCUGCUAUGUGUGUGGCCGCCCUUGGGACGAGCACACAUCUCAGGAGGGUGGCAUAGACUAUUAUGUUUGCCGUAUGCCCAAGGCGGACCGCAACAGCCAUGCUUUGGACAACACCAUGGUCCAACAGUUUGAG